AUGACGGGGGAGAAGCUCUGGUGGAAGGAAGGAGUGGCAUAUCAGAUAUAUCCGGCCAGCUUCAAGGAUAGCAAUGGAGAUGGCCUGGGGGACAUCCCCGGCAUCAUCAGCAAGGUGGACUAUUUAAAGGACCUGGGCAUCGACAUCGUCUGGGUAUCACCCAUGUUUGAGAGCCCACAGAUUGACAUGGGCUACGACAUAUCAAACUAUGAGGCUGUGCACGCGCCCUACGGGACCGUCCAGGACAUGGAGGUCCUCAUCGACGAGUGCCACAAGCGAGGCAUGCGCCUCAUCCUGGACCUGGUCGUGAACCACACAUCCGACCAGCACGCCUGGUUCAAGGAGUCCCGUUCCUCCAGGGACAACCCGAAGCGCGACUGGUACAUCUGGCGGCCGCCCAGGUACGCCGAGGACGGGACGCGCAUGCCGCCGACCAACUGGCGCAGCUACUUCAGCGGCACGGCGUGGGAGUGGGACGAGCACACGCAGGAGUACUUCCUGCACCUGUUCGCCAAGGAGCAGCCGGACCUGAACUGGGAGAGCGACGGGUGCCGCAGGGCCAUCUACGACAGCGCGAUGCGGUUCUGGCUGGACAAGGGCGUCGACGGGUUCCGGAUCGACACGGUCAACAUGUGGUCCAAGGGGCCCGUGUCGGAGCUGAGGGACGCCCCAAUUGUCAACCGGGACACGUUCGACCAGCCGGCGUGGUGCCUGUACGCCAACGGGCCACGGAUGCACGAAUUUCUGCGGGAGAUGAACCGCGAGGUCCUUGACAAGUAUGAUACCAUGACCGUUGGGGAGCUGCCACACACCCCCGACCCGGCACGCGUGCUGGACUACGUUGGCCUGGGCGACAGGCAGCUCAGCAUGGUGUUCCAGUUCGACAUCGUCGACCUGGGCCAGGGCUCGCCGUACAAGUACCAGUUCCAGGAGUGGACGCUGCCGCAGCUCAAGGCCAUCGUGGCCAAGUGGCAGCAGUUCAUCGAGGGCACGGACGGGUGGACGACGGCCUUCUGCGAGAACCACGACCAGGGCCGGUCCGUGUCGCGCUUCGCGUCCGACGACCCGCAGCACAGGGAGCGGUCGGCCAAGCUGCUGGCGCUGAUGAUGUGCUCGCUGACGGGGACGCUCUUCAUCUACCAGGGACAGGAGAUCGGCAUGGUCAACAUCCCGCGGUCGUGGCCCAUCGAAGAGUACAAGGACAUCGAGGCGCUGGGGUACUACGAGGAGGUGAAGCGGUCCACGGGGGGCGACCGCGCCGCGCUCGACGCCGUGCUCGCCAACAUGUCGGUGCUGGGCCGCGACAACGCCCGCACGCCCAUGCAGUGGGACGCCUCUCGCCACGGCGGCUUCACCGACUCGCCGCGGGGGCCGUGGAUGCGCGCCAACGACUCGUACGCCCAGAUCAACGUCGCCGACCAGCUGGCGAGGCCCCGGUCGUCGGUGUUGGGCUUCUGGCGGGACAUGAUCCGCUUCCGCAAGGCGCACGCCGACCUGUUCGUCCACGGCACGUUCGAGGUCGUCGGCGCCGACGACGAGAAGACGUUUGUUUUUGUCAAGAAGGGGGGCGGCCGCGGCGAGGAGAUGGCGCUGGUGGCGCUCAACUUCUCGGGCGGGCAGCAGAAGGCUGGGUUCCCUGCGUGUGAGGGGGGGCGCUGGGCGUUCCAGUUUGGUAACUAUGGUGAGGAUGAGGGCCCGCGGGCGAGUGAGAAGGGGGUUGUGUUGAGGCCUUGGGAGGCGCAGCUGUAUCUAUUUGAGAGGGGGCGAGCCCUCAACGGUCAUUUGAAUGGUCGCAUCUGA
Diaporthe citri is the source of this 1800-nucleotide messenger RNA. RefSeq lists its product as uncharacterized. Gene Ontology annotation, biological process: oligosaccharide catabolic process. The transcript is spliced from 4 exons. NCBI's taxonomy places the organism in Eukaryota, Fungi, Ascomycota, Sordariomycetes, Diaporthales, Diaporthaceae. Bases 1 to 1800 code for a protein of 599 amino acids. The record is from RefSeq and is a predicted model, not a curated record. Gene Ontology annotation, molecular function: alpha-amylase activity.